Messenger RNA from Leptopilina boulardi, 6641 nucleotides. RefSeq lists its product as uncharacterized. The record is from RefSeq and is a predicted model, not a curated record. The transcript is spliced from 5 exons. Lineage: Eukaryota; Metazoa; Arthropoda; Insecta; Hymenoptera; Figitidae. Gene Ontology annotation, molecular function: protein binding. Gene Ontology annotation, biological process: protein localization to ciliary inversin compartment. Bases 208 to 6378 code for a protein of 2056 amino acids. Gene Ontology annotation, cellular component: ciliary inversin compartment.
UAUAAGAUAAUUGUUUACUAAUCAGUAAAAAAAAAUUAAAAUUUUAAAAAAGAAUUGAAAUAUUAAUAGUCUCCGGUGCGCAAUAAGUUUUUUACUGUAUUUAUAUGUGUGUACAAAUAUAUCUUCAAAUUUUUAUGUUUUUUUUAAAAAGGUUUCUCAAUUCCAAUAAAUACUUUUGGGUUGUAUAAAACGAAUACCUAUGGAAAAAUGUCAACUGAAGAAAUUAAACUUUUAGAAACUGCUUGUCAUUCCGGAGAUGAGAACAGUGUAAGAGACAUUCUUUCAAGAAUUAACUUUACUAACUACUUUGAAUCUUAUGAAGCAUAUUUAUUGCUCUGUAAUGUGCUACUAACUAGUAUUUGUUCAUUAAUAAAUUUUAAAAAAGAGGAUAUAAGCACCACGAUAAAGUUCAUUAAGAUUUCUGAACUUCUUGUGCAACAUGGAGUCAAAGUUAAUGUCCACCAUUGUCUAGAACAAAAGUACUCACCACUUCACAUUGCAGUUUUAGGAGGUUCUGAAAAAAUGGUAAAAAAGUUGUUGUUGCGAGAAGCUGAUGUUAAUGAAGGAGACAUUUUGACAUCUAUGGUGUUUACUUUUCAAAAAUAUUUCAAAAGAAUUGCUAAGCAGUUGCUAAAAAAUGGUGCUGAUCUUAACAAUUGUGACGUUUGUGGAAGCGAAACUGACACUCCACUUUACUUUGCAGUUACAACGGAAGAUAUAGAAAUGACUGAAAUUCUAUUAGAAAAUGUUACCGUCAAUGAAAGGAAUCAUGACAGAGACACAGAGUUGCAUCAUUCUAAUCUCAAAGAAUAUAAAAGUAUCUCUCAGCUUUUCCUCGCAAGUCCUGAUAAUCCUGAUAAUCCUAAAAAUUCUGCUAAUUGUAAUGAAUCGGAACAUCCAGAAGUUUCUGAAGAACAAACUGUAACGCCACUUCACAUUGCAGUCAUAUUAAAAAAUAAGAAAAUUGUAGAAAUAUUGUUAUCAAAAGGAGCAACUGUAAAUACAUCAAACAAUGAGGGGUACACGCCAUUGCACUUUGCCGUUAUGAAAAAUUAUAUUGAUAUCGCUCAACUUCUGCUAGACAACGGCGCUGAUAUUGACAUUCAAAAUAACAUUAAUCGUAAACCUUUUUAUUAUUCCAAAGAUCCAUGUAUGAGCAGCCUUUACAGUCUUUACAAAAUAAAAAUUUAUCUCAAUAAUGGAGGAAACAUUGAAGAUAAGGAUGACAAUUGUUAUACUCUAUUGCAUCUAGCUAUAAAGUAUAAUUUAAAAGAUGUUGUUCUUUUUUUACUGGAAAAAGAAUCAAACAUAAAUGCAGUAUCAAAAUUAGGUGAAACGCCACUUCAUCUCGCUGCCAAAGAACGCAACAAAGAAAUCACACUUCUUUUAUUGGAAAAAGGAUUAAAUGUUAAUGCUACUACAAAUACAGGCUGCACACCUUUACACUUGGCAGCUGACUAUGAACUCCCUUUUCCAUUCGAUCAAAAAGAUGACUUUUUAAAAAUUUUACUUCAAAACGGCGCUAAUAUUACAGUUAAAAACAACUUUGGUAUGAUUCCUUUAAAUUAUGCCGUUAGAAGACAUUGUACGUUGGAUGUAAAAAGUCUUUUAGGUGAAGAACCUGACGUCAACGAUAAGGACCUUAAAAUGGCAUUUUGUCUAUCUUUUGUCAAUCACUACAAUAAAUAUGAUUUUUGUUCUGGAAAACAGGGUUGUAAUGAUCGAUGUGUAAGUGAAAUAUUUGUUGACUUCGGUUUCACGAUUUUUAUUGAAGACUUAAAGGAUAUGUUUUUACCUGAAGAAUUGUAUUCUUCUUGGCUAAAAAAGUCAACUGACAAAAAAUUUAGAUCGUUUGUGAAAAAGCUUCUGCAGAAGCCAAAAACUUCCAAUAUUGAAGAAUUAAAGAAAUCUUUCAUUGAGUUUGAAGUACUACUGGGUGCUGUCAGACAUGGAUUCAGCGAUAUUGUUCAUAAUUUAUUAACACCUAACAUAAGUGUAAAUUGUCAAUUGCAAGAUGGAUAUACAUUACUUCAUUUUGCUUGUAAAGCUAAAAAUCUAACUGUUGUUGAACAACUUUUGCAAUGUGGUGCUGAUAUAAAUGCAAUGGAUAAACAUCAAAUGUCUCCACUUCAUAUUUCAAUUAAAGAAUUCUCUGUAGAUGUUACCAGGUUUUUAAUGAAAUCAGCUGAUAUUGAAGCUCGAGAUAAGUUUGGUGAAACACCACUAUUUUUGGCAAUUGAAGAGGAUAAUAUGAAAAGCAUUCGCUUACUUUUAGAAGCCGGCGCUAAUGUAAAUUCUAUUAAUGAUUAUAAUGAAUACCCUCUUUAUAAGGCUAUGCGUUAUGGUGAUGUAAAUGUUGCAAAAAUUCUUUUACACUACGGUGCUUUUGUUAAUGCAUGUAACACCUUUAAAAUAGGAUCGGUAUUUAAUGCAUUGGAUGAGUUUGAUGAUGAUUGUGAUAAACGUGUCCUUGAAAUAGUUGAUCUUGUAUUUAAUUACGGUGCAAAAGUUGUGGAUUUAACUCCCGAAAUUUUUAUUGUUGAUCAAAGUCACUGUGCAAGGUAUCAAGUAAAAUCUAUUGCUGCGAAUUUAGAGAAUUUUCAUAUUUCCGUGAAUUCUACUGAAAUUGCUGAUUUUCAAUCUCAGUGUCUUGAAGAAAUUCAAAGGAUGAAAUCAUUAAAAAUUACUGGAUUUAAUAUAUCGAUUUAUGAUUUGUUAAUAAAACCACAUAGAGCAAUUGGUAUGUACAUGCGAAAUAAGACUGUUGUUGAUUUGUUAGAUGCAAUAAAUUUCGAAGAAAAAUUCCCUUUAUAUGCCGGUAAAUUGAAAGUUUGUGUGAUGAGAGGUAAACUUGAGUGUCGAUUAUUGGAAUUAGCUUAUCACUGUCUUGAAGUUCUAAAAGUGAAGUUACCUGAUGUUGUCGUCUCUGAAAUUGUUUCGUACUUUGACACUUCUGACUUGCAUCGUUUAAUUAUUGCUUCGCCUAUUUCUAUCGAUAAUAAAAAGUCAGUUCAAUAUUGGGAUGUCCGUUACUGUGAAGCGCUCUCUGUUGAAAACAUUUUUGAAUCAGAAAAAUCGAAGUCGACGGGUCCAUUAUGGAAAAUAAAUGGAUUUUCUUCUUCUUCGAUCUCGAUCGGAAGAAUUUGGCGUAAAGCUUCGUCGAGAAUAUCGACAUCAACAUUGUCAGCCACUUCCGGUUCAACUUCCGGUGCAGGUUCAAGGACCGUAUUCACAUCCUUUAUCAGCUCUGUUUCCUCGAGGUUAAAAACAAAAGCUAAUUUUUCAGUCCGUGAAACGGGAGCCUGUGGACCAGGAACAGAAAGGUCAUCAGAGCCCGGAACACUCUUUAUAUCACAGAGUCCAAAAGCACGAUCAAUCAAAGAACAGAUAUCAAUUACAUUUACAGUCUCCAGUUCACUGUCCGAAUUUCUCACCGGAUUCCUCGAAAGAGCAUCAGCAUUACAGUUAAUUUUACCAGGUUUCUCAAUUCCAAUAAAUACUUUUGGGUUGUAUAAAACGAAUACCUAUGGAAAAAUGUCAACUGAAGAAAUUAAACUUUUAGAAACUGCUUGUCAUUCCGGAGAUGAGAACAGUGUAAGAGACAUUCUUUCAAGAAUUAACUUUACUAACUACUUUGAAUCUUAUGAAGCAUAUUUAUUGCUCUGUAAUGUGCUAGUAACUAGUAUUUGUUCAUCAGUAAAUUCUAAUAAAGAAAACACAAGCACGACGAUAAAGUUCAUCAUGAUUUCUGAAGUUCUUGUGCAACAUGGAGUCAAUGUUAAUAUCCACCAUUGUCUAGAACAUACUUUUACCCCACUUUACAUUGCAGUUUUAGGAGGUACUGAAAAAAUAGUAAAAAAGUUACUGUUGAAAGGAGCUGAUGUUAAUAAAGAAGAGUCUGAUAUUUUAACACCUUCGAUGUUUAUUUUUCUAAAACAUUUCAAAAAUAUUGCUCAGUUGUUGAUAAAAAAUGGUGCUGAUCCUGGCAAUUUUGAUGUUUGUGGAAGCGAAACUGAUACUCCACUUCACUUUGCAGUUACAACGGAAGAUAUAGAAAUGAUUGAAAUUCUAUUACAAAAUGUUACCGUCAAUGAAAGGAAUCAUGACAGAGACACAGAGUUGCAAAAUUCUAAUCUCAAAGAACAUAAAAGUAUCUCUCAACUUUUCCUCGCAAGUCCUGAUAAUCCUGAUAAUCCUAAAAAUUCUAUUAAUUGUAAAAAAAGUGAACAUUCAGAUUUUUCUGAAGAACAAACUGUAACGCCACUUCACAUUGCAGUCUUACUAGAAAAUAAGAAAAUUGUAGAAAUAUUGUUAUCAAAAGGAGUAGCUGUAAAUAUAGCAAACAAUGAGGGGUACACGCCAUUGCACUUUGCCGUUAUGAAAAAUUCUAUUGAUAUCGCUCAACUUCUGCUAGACAACGGCGCUGAUAUUGACAUUCAAAAUGACAUUAAUCGUAAACCUUUUUAUUAUUCCCAAGAUCUAUGUAUGGCCAGCCUUUACAGUCUUCACAAAAUAAAAAUUUAUCUCAAUAAUGGAGGAAACAUUGAAGAUAAGGAUGACAAUUGUUAUACUCUAUUGCAUCAAGCAAUAAAGUAUAAUUUAAAAGAUGUUGUUCUUUUUUUACUGGAUAAAGAAUCAAACAUAAAUGCAGUAUCAAAAUUAGGUGAAACGCCACUUCACCUCGCUGCCAAAGAACGCAACAAAGAAAUCACACUUCUUUUAUUGGAAAAAGGAUUAAAUGUUAAUGCUACUACAAAUACAGGCUGCACACCUUUACACUUGGCAGCUGACUAUGAACUCCCUUUUCCAUUUGAUCAAAAAGAUGAUUUUUUAAAAAUUUUACUUCAAAACGGCGCUAAUAUUACAGUUAAAAACAACUUUGGUUUGAUGCCUUUAAAUUAUGCCGUUAGAAGACAUUGUACGUUAAAUGUGAAAAGUCUUUUAGGUGAAGAACCUGACGUCAACGAUAAGGACCUUAAAAUGGCAUUUUGUCUAUCAUUUUUCAAUCACUAUAAUAGAAUAGAUAAUUGUUCUGGAAAAUAUGGUGUUAAUUCACGAUGCGUAAGUGAAAUAUUUGUUGAUUUCGGUUUCACAGUUUAUAUUGAAGACUUUAAAGAUAUGUUUAUACCUGAAGAAUUGUAUUCUUCUUGGCUAAAAAAGUCAACUGACAAAAAAUUUAGAUCGUUUGUGAAAAAGCUUCUUCAGAAGCCAAAAACUUCUAAUAUUGAAGAAUUAAAGAAAUCUUUCAUUGAGUUUGAAGUACUACUGGGUGCUGUCAGACAUGGAUUCAGCGAUAUUGUUCAUAAUUUAUUAACACCUAACAUAAGCGUAAAUUGUCAAUUGCAAGAUGGAUAUACAUUACUUCAUUUUGCUUGUAAAGCUGAAAAUUUAACUAAUGUUAAACAACUUUUGCGACUUGGUGCUGAUAUAAAUGCAAUGGAUGAAAAUCAAAUGUCUCCACUUUAUAUUUCAAUUAAAGAAUUCUCUGUAGAUGUUACCAGGUUUUUAAUGAAAUCAGCUGAUAUUGAAGCUCGAGAUAAGUUUGGUGAAACACCACUAUUUUUGGCAAUUGAAGAGGAUAAUAUGAAAAGCAUUCGCUUACUUUUAGAAGCCGGCGCUAAUGUAAAUUCUAUUAAUGAUUAUAAUGAAUACCCUCUUUAUAAGGCUAUGCGUUAUGGUGAUGUAAAUGUUGCAAAAAUUCUUUUACACUACGGUGCUUUUGUUAAUGCAUGUAACACCUUUAAAAUAGGAUCGGUAUUUAAUGCAUUGGAUGAGUUUGAUGAUGAUUGUGAUAAACGUGUCCUUGAAAUAGUUGAUCUUGUAUUUAAUUACGGUGCAAAAGUUGUGGAUUUAACUCCCGAAAUUUUUAUUGUUGAUCAAAGUCACUGUGCAAGGUAUCAAGUAAAAUCUAUUGCUGCGAAUUUAGAGAAUUUUCAUAUUUCCGUGAAUUCUACUGAAAUUGCUGAUUUUCAAUCUCAGUGUCUUGAAGAAAUUCAAAGGAUGAAAUCAUUAAAAAUUACUGGAUUUAAUAUAUCGAUUUAUGAUUUGUUAAUAAAACCACAUAGAGCAAUUGGUAUGUACAUGCGAAAUAAGACUGUUGUUGAUUUGUUAGAUGCAAUAAAUUUCGAAGAAAAAUUCCCUUUAUAUGCCGGUAAAUUGAAAGUUUGUGUGAUGAGAGGUAAACUUGAGUGUCGAUUAUUGGAAUUAGCUUAUCAUUGUCUUGAAGUUCUAAAAGUGAAGUUACCUGAUGUUGUCGUCUUUGAAAUUGUUUCGUACUUUGACACUUCUGACUUGCAUCGUUUAAUUAUUGCUUCGCCUAUUUCUAUCGAAAAGAAAAUGUCAGUUCAAUAUAAAGAAAAUAUUGCGUUUUUUGAGUAAUGCUAUACUUCCUUUAUUCACUUAUAAACUUUGAUGGUAUAAGAAAUCAUUGAAGACAUCAUUUAAAAAUGUUUAUGAAAAUUUUUAUAGAAGUUUAAAAAUAUUUUUUUAUUUUUAUAUAACCGAAUUCACUAAAGAUAACAUUUAUAAUUUAUAAAAAAAAUAUUCUUAAUUCUCUAUUGUUUCGAAAUUUUUUUUCUUUGGACUUUGUAUUACAAUAAAGGAGUAAAAUUUCGAAAACUAAUAAAAAACAAUUCAUUAUA